Messenger RNA from Mustela erminea (ermine), 3373 nucleotides. RefSeq names its product sprouty RTK signaling antagonist 3 (gene SPRY3). The transcript has 3 exons. Bases 997 to 1863 code for a protein of 288 amino acids. NCBI's taxonomy places the organism in Eukaryota, Metazoa, Chordata, Mammalia, Carnivora, Mustelidae. The record is from RefSeq and is a predicted model, not a curated record. Gene Ontology annotation, biological process: negative regulation of fibroblast growth factor receptor signaling pathway; negative regulation of MAP kinase activity; negative regulation of Ras protein signal transduction. Gene Ontology annotation, cellular component: cytosol; membrane.
GUUGACUAUAUGGCAUACUAAAGGCAGGAAGGCAAAGUAAGGUGGGUAAUGGUUUCCCAGCGGAUGAUGGAUGGAUAAUCAUUAUUAGGGUUAGUGGGAAUGAAUGUGGGUAGGAGGUGGGAGAAACCCUUAAACAAAGGAGAAGCUCUGUCUGAUAGAAGCUGCAAUCACUCGGCAGAGAUAUUUAAAUGAGGCCUCCUUAAAAUCGUUACUUUCCAUCCCACCCCCUAUUCCCCUUUAAAUUUUGUUUCAGUCAUUACCCAGGGACCGGAUACAGAGAUUCCUAUGGGGAGUUCUAAUGGGUCGAUUCAAUUUCAGCUGGAUGACGCCACUUAGCUAAGCAUUAAGAGCUACGGCUCCGGGAAAGCCAACGACACAGAGAGAGGGAGAGAAAGAAAUUAUAGCAAGGAGCAAUAAAUCCCUUUCCUCCCAUCCUCCCCUAUAAUCCAUUCACAAGACCUUCAGAAAUCACCUACAUUCACAAAACAGCCGGCUAGCUGAGCUGAACACACUGCGGUCUCACUCCCCUCCCCCCGUCUCUGCAGAUGAUAUACCAGCACACCCUGAGCUGUAUAAAUAAUCACACACUAGCGGUAUCUAUUGCUCUGUCGAGAUACCCUGUGUCUACAACUGCAGUUUCUGCUGCUUCGGUUCAUCCGUCAGAUUGGAGGAGACAGAGGCGGAGGCGGAGGCGGAGGCAAAAGAGAAAGAGGGGGAGGAGACCGACACAGAACUAUCUGUUUCUGGCUCCACUGCCAGUGAAGGAGUUUUCAUUCAGACUUUCCGAAGAGAGGUGGAGAAACCUAAAGACUCAGGAGAAGAAGAGGUCUUUUGAGCCAAAUGGGGCUUUAGUUCUUCUGCUUUCCUCAGCAUGGAUAAACCCUUUCCUCAAGGGUUUUCUGAUGUGCCCUAAGGUCCAUGUAACUAGAAGGGCUAUUUAUCACCACAAGUGCCACCCUGACCCCAAACCACUCAGAAGUCAAGAAUCAAAGGAAAAUGGAUGCCGCCGUGACGGACGACUUCCAACAGAUCCUCCCGAUUGAGCAGCUGCGCUCUACUCAUGCUAGCAAUGAUUACGUGGAGCGGCCCCCGGCCCCCCGUAAGCAGGCCCUCUCCAGCCCCUCCCUUGCAGUGCACACUCACAAGUCCGACUGGUCCCUGGCCACCAUGCCUCCUGCUCUUCCCCGCAGUCUCAGCCAGUGCCACCAACUGCAGCCCUUGCCUCAGCAUCUGAGCCAAUCCAGCAUCGCCAGCUCUAUGUCCCAGAGCACCACUGCCUCCGACCAAAGGCUCUUGGCCAGCAUCACGCCCUCACCUUCAGGCCAGUCCAUCAUCCGAACCCAGCCCGGAGCAGGGGCCCACCCAAAGGUCGACGGUGCUCUGAAGGGAGAAGCUGAGCACUCCGCAGGGCACUCCGGGGAGCACCUCUUCAUUUGCGAGGAGUGUGGGCGCUGCAAAUGUGUCCUCUGCACAGCGGCUCGUCCUCUCCCCUCCUGCUGGCUGUGCAACCAACGUUGCCUUUGCUCUGCUGAGAGCCUCCUCGACUACGGCACUUGUCUCUGCUGCGUUAAGGGCCUCUUCUACCACUGCUCCACCGACGACGAAGACAACUGCGCCGACGAGCCCUGCUCCUGCGGGCCCAGCUCGUGCUUCGUCCGCUGGGCAGCCAUGAGCCUCAUCUCCCUCUUCCUCCCUUGCCUGUGCUGCUACCUGCCUACCCGUGGAUGCCUCCGUCUGUGCCAGCAGGGCUACGACAGCCUCCGGCGACCAGGCUGCCGCUGUAAGAGGCACACCAACACUGUGUGCAGAAAAAUCUCUUCUGGUAGUGCACCAUUCCCCAAGGCCCAGGAGAAGUCCGUAUGACCUUCCCACAACACGGAGCCAGAGCUUUCUCCUUCUUGCGCCCGUUAGGAAAGUGCAGGCCUCAUCUCUGGAGAGGGGAAGAAGGAGUAAAGCAGCCAAAGUUAGGGCCUCACCAGUUUUGCUCCUGCAGUGUCAGGGAAUGGCCGAGUACAUCCUGGCGCAGGAUGCCUUGUUCUUUCUCACAGUAUCUAUCCCACUUCUCUUCAAACUUCUUACACCUGGCCAUUUUAGCCAUGGGGCUGUCCUGGCAAAUUCAGGUGAUACAUAGGCAAGAGAUUCGGACACGGAGGACUGACAGAGCCAGCAACGUGGAGGGUUAGGGGCUCCCCAACAUAAUGCCUCUUGAUGCAGGCUCUGAGCAUCCCUCCACUGUCCACAGUGCCUUUGGAAACUCUCUUCUAAGACGGUUUUCAGGGGUGCAUGUGGAACAGUGUUCGAUAUUCCAGGGAAUCCGACCCCUUCCCCCGUUACUGCCCUUCUGUUCUCUUGUUCUUCCUUCCUUCCCCUUCAUUCCAGCUUGAUUAUUACUUUUCAUUCCAUUUCUUUCUCCCUCCCUUCCUUCUACUGCUUUCCUCUCUCUCUUCCAGACUGACCCAUUCUCUACUUGUAUCUCCAUCUUGUUUGAUCUUUGUCUCUCUCUACCUGUCCUUUCUCAACUACGUCCAAAAGUGCUGUUUUUCCAUAGGUGUUUCCUUUGACGCCAAACUUUGCUAUGCUAUACUAUUUACUAAAUUUUAUUAAGGGAAAUGGAUUACUGUAAUGAACUGAUCACUAGCAAUAGUCUAUAUCCUGACAUGUGUGUGUGUGUGCUCAUAACCACACUCACCUGUUUGUGAACACACGAGGCAAAAAUUAAUCUUACAUUUCCAGGUUUAACGAGCUGGAGUUUUACUCCCUUUCCCAAUAAUCAACUUAUAGUACUGACAGAUUCAACUAGCAUGCAGAGUAGGAUAGUAAAUCAGGAUGCUCAUAACUUUGUAUGUCUGACCCAAGUGCCAAAGGCAGACGUGCUUUAUAGCUAAAUGAACAAAGCAAGGGAUAUUACAGAGGUCUGUUCUCUUUUAGAAGCUAACUGCCCUGAGACUGCAUGGCUCAGGCCUUAAUUAUGGACAUAAAAAGUCAUAAAACUUUAGAGCUGGAAGGAAUUUUAACUGUUAAUCUAGUUCAAUGCCCUUAUUUUGCAGAUGGGAAAACUGAGGCCUGGAGAUAGGAAGGCCACACACUGAGAUCAUAGCAGGGUUGAGACUGGAAAAAAAGUCUUCUGACUUCUAGUUCAAUAUUCUGUACUCUACAUCACAUUAGGUCAUGGGACUUUUCUCUUAGGAUUCUAUUAACAGUGACAGAAAGCCAUUGUCAUUAAAUUUUUCUGGAACCACGCCAAGUUAGUGUGGUGGUCUUUAUGCAGUGCAUAGUGGGUAGCUAAUUAACUAUCAGGUGUUGAGGCUGCCCGCAGUGGACAUCUCCUUUGACUUUGUCACCUGUAGAAGCUCCAGUGUGCAAAACAAAACAA